Molecule: messenger RNA, 1359 nt
Organism: Pipistrellus kuhlii (Kuhl's pipistrelle)
Lineage: Eukaryota; Metazoa; Chordata; Mammalia; Chiroptera; Vespertilionidae
Gene: PLN
Product: phospholamban
Exons: 2
Coding region: 221-379 (52 amino acids)
Biological process (GO): negative regulation of ATPase-coupled calcium transmembrane transporter activity; negative regulation of heart rate; negative regulation of calcium ion import into sarcoplasmic reticulum
Cellular component (GO): sarcoplasmic reticulum; membrane
Molecular function (GO): ATPase inhibitor activity
Source: RefSeq, a predicted model, not a curated record
AACCCUUUUCCUCCUCCACCUACUUCAAUUGUUCCCAUAAAUCUGGUAACAGAGAAAACUCCCCAGCUAAAGGCGGAUAAGACUUCAUACUGCUCACAAUACUCUAUAUAUUGGGAUCGUCAGAACAGUCAAGGCUACCUCACAGUGCUCUCACCUGGCUGCCCACUUUCCCCCUUUCUCUUGAUCCUUUAAAGCUUCAGACUUCCUUGCCUUCCGAGUCAUGGAGAAAGUCCAAUACCUCACUCGCUCUGCUAUAAGAAGAGCUUCCACCAUUGAGAUGCCUCAACAAGCACGUCAAAAUCUCCAGAACCUAUUCAUCAACUUCUGUCUCAUCUUGAUAUGCCUCUUGCUGAUCUGCAUCAUCGUGAUGCUUAUCUGAAGUGCUGCCGCCAUGUCCAGUGCUGCAACCUGUCCCCACCAGCUAACGUCUGUCGCCCAUGGAGAGGGGGAAAGAGACCACUUCCCAGGAAGAGGAAAUUCUUCAUGAAAAGAUCAAGGUUCAGAAGAAAUGAUUAGCAAAUGUAUUCAUCUGCUGGAUCUUGUAAACAUGAAAAAAGGCUCUAUUUUCAAAAUUAACUUUAAAAUGACUAUAAGUAUGCAUAAGGUAACUGUUGGUUUCUACAACAGAGCUUAUAAGUUUCAAUCCCAAAUCUUUUCUGAGGAUGAACUAGGAGUUUAGUUUUGAAACUGUACUGUUAACAAGUCACUUUAUAUAUAUAAAACAUUCACUUCACUGUUUGGAGUAAAUAUAAUUUAUAUUGUACUGUAAAAGCCUCUUUUAUGUUUAUUAAGUAUUUUUCAGAUCUUCACCAAGUACCAAAAUAAUCACUCCAAUGACAUGUCAUUUUUUCAAAUAGCCCACUGAUUCCUCACUUUUUCUUUAUUAUUAUACAGAUGUCUCUUCAGUAACUAUCAUAACCUCCAUUCUAAAAUAGAAAUUGCAUUAAUUUCCUAUACUUACCUUAACAUUGUUUGAAGUUCAUGAGAAUCAAGUAGGAAAAAGACCAUACUAUUACAUAAAUAAAAUUUCUCUUAACUAUGUUUUAAAGAAUUAUAGAAUGCUAGUACAUGUAGAUAACCAUAAGUUUAUUUUCUCUAGGAUAUUAUGAUAAAUAAAGGAGAAGUGCUGGUUAAUUUAACUGCUGAUAAUGUGAUUAGCCAUAAUUACUACACUAAUAGAGUCUAACCUUAAUUUAUGGCAUUGUAGUUGAUUAUCUGUGUUACAGUAUAUAAACUGCUAUACUCUAUCUUUGGAAUCAUGAAAUCUUAAGACUUUAUAUUUUAUAAGUUGUCUUCUAUCCUAAUACUCAAUGUAGGCAAACAAAAGAAAAGAAAAAUAUAACAUUUCAAGUAUUGAAA